AUGGGCAAGUCGACGUCGUCUGCUGUGCAGAACGAAAAGCAGAGAAGAAAUGUCCGUGAUGUGGAGCUUUCUCGCCCUCGAAAGUUCUUCACAUCUAGAGAUUUUGGAAUUGUGAUAUUACUCACAGUUGUUGCAUUCGCUAUUCGAGUUCAACGCUUAAUGAUUCCUUCUAAGGUGGUUUUUGAAGAGUUAAGAUACAUAAAUUAUGCCCUUGAUUACGCAUCGAAUAGAUUUGUUUUGGAUGUUUAUCCUCCUCUUGGAAAGCUAUUACUUAGUUUUGGUCUAACAUUCUUUAAUUCCGAUCCUAAUCUUACAAGAGUAGGUUCUACAGGGCAGGAAUUCCCUUCCAUUGAAACGGCGAGGAGUCUUCGUUUAAUCGUCGCUGGGUUUGGCUCUCUUUUGAUCCCUUUAAUGUAUGGUAAUGUGUAUCUUUCAUCAAACUCCAAAUCCGCUGCUUUCAUGGCUUCCGUUUUUGCUAUCUUCGACAACGGGUUAAUUACAAUGAGCCGCUAUGUUAUGAUUGAAACUCCUACCUUAUUUUUUAUGGGUUUAACCUCCUUCUGCUGGAUGUACUAUGAAAACCAGCAAAAACACCCUUUUUCCACAAAAUGGCACUUCAGUCUUUUGUCUACCGGUAUUAGUCUUGGCCUUGUAAUCAGCACUAAGCUUUCAGGAGUAUUUACACUUUUAUGGUUAUUAGCUUUAGUGGUAUUCCAUCUUUGGAAUUUACUUGGUGACCUCAGUGUGCCAAUCACCCGUAUCAUUCGUUAUGGUUUCAAUUAUGUAUUCUAUCUUAUAGGGAUUCCCAUGGUUACAUACCUCGCUAUAUUCACUGUUCAUUCGGAAUUAGCAGUUAAGUCUAGUACUUACGAUUCAUUUUUGACCCCUGAGUAUAAGUACGCAUUAAAGAAUAAUAAGUUUGAAGAGCAAUAUGCAGAUGUGGCGUACGGCUCUUUGGUAACAAUUCGUAAUGCUAUUCCUGAACACGGUUAUUUGCAUUCGAACGAACUCGUGUAUCCCGAAGGCACUAAACAACAGAUAAUUUCAUUGACGGAUCGUCCUAAUCAAAAUGCUCUUUGGAUCAUCGAACAUGAUAAUCCUAAUGAAAACAAGCGUGAAAAUGUCGAAUUGUUGGAAGAUGGCAGCAUUGUUCGUCUUCGCCAUAUCAUGACAGGAAGAGCCUUGCAUUCUCACGAUCACAGACCUCUUGUGAGUAAUCACGAUUGGCAGCUGGAAGUUUCUGGUUACGGUGGCUUUGGUUUCGAAGGAGAUGGAAAUGAUUUAUACCGUGUUCAAAUACUUGACCGUCCUUCUCGUUAUGCCUCCUCCAAUGGCACAGUUGAGGCAUUAAAUACUUAUUUUAGAUUGAUACACGUAUUUACUAACUGCGAGUUGAUGACUUCCCAUCGCCGUCUUCCUGAUUGGGGGCAAGACCAUCGCGAGGUUACAUGCUGUAGAAAUUGUAUCGAGCGAAGUACAACUUGGGUUAUCGAAUCAAAUUUCCACGAUGCAAUGCCUUCCGAUGCUAGAAAAAUAACUUACAGAAAGCCGGGUUUCUUUGAAAAAUUCAUAGAAGCAAACAAGCUGAUGUGGUUAAAGGACCGAAAAAUGGGAGAUGGACAUGAAUUCGAAAGUCAUGCUUUGACGUGGCCUUUCUUGUUAGGACCUUUGAGAUUUUUAUCAGAUCAGGGUCUCCAGGUUUACUUCUUUGGUAAUCCCGUUGUUUGGUACAGUGUGUUGUCUCUGACUCUUUUCUUUGCGUUGGUAAUGCUGUUUUUCAUUGCAAGAUGGAAUAUGGGUUACAAAGAUGGAGGUCCUAAUGUUUACCAUUACUCAUACAAUAUUGGCAAAUUUUCUCUCGCUUGGUUAAUUCACUGGGCUCCUUAUAUUCUUGAAACGGAUCGUGUAUUCUUGUAUCAUUAUCUUCCAGCCUUGUAUUUUGGAAUUGCGGCACUUGGUGUGGGCUGGUCAUUCGUUGGAGUUGUGGUCCUGGAGCGCCGUCCUAUCUAUUCUUUCAUUACAACAGCCUUCAUUGUGUUGAUGGUGGGUGUUUAUUACCUCUAUAGCCCUUUUACGUUCAUGACUCCUUUGACCCGAUCAUCAUGUCAGCCACUUGAAUUGAAAGGUUCUUGGAAUUUCAGAUGCAACAGCUAUAUGGAAUCCUUAUCCCAAUACAAUUCUGACAAAGUCAGCCCUGUUUACUAUGAGAGAGCCGCUCCCCAUCCUUUUGUGUAUAACGAUCCUGCUGGAAACGCUGAUACAGACGUUCCUUUAAAAGAAAACCUUGGGGUAUAUUAUCCCGUAUGGGAUGCGCAAGUAGAGAUGGGCUACAAGGUUGCAGCUGAAGAAAAGGCCGCUAUGGAAGCAAAAGAGAAUGCUGAAAAAGCAGCAUCGGCUGAAUCCGCUUCUGUGUCUUCUGAAGAGACUUCACACAAUGAGUCAUCACAGUAA
Molecule: messenger RNA, 2451 nt
Organism: Schizosaccharomyces osmophilus
Lineage: Eukaryota; Fungi; Ascomycota; Schizosaccharomycetes; Schizosaccharomycetales; Schizosaccharomycetaceae
Gene: ogm1
Product: ER membrane protein O-mannosyltransferase Ogm1
Exons: 1
Coding region: 1-2451 (816 amino acids)
Biological process (GO): protein O-linked glycosylation via mannose
Cellular component (GO): endoplasmic reticulum; membrane
Molecular function (GO): dolichyl-phosphate-mannose-protein mannosyltransferase activity
Source: RefSeq, a predicted model, not a curated record